Messenger RNA from Eremomyces bilateralis CBS 781.70, 8907 nucleotides. RefSeq lists its product as uncharacterized. Lineage: Eukaryota; Fungi; Ascomycota; Dothideomycetes; Eremomycetales; Eremomycetaceae. The annotation marks the transcript as partial. The record is from RefSeq and is a predicted model, not a curated record. Gene Ontology annotation, molecular function: glycosyltransferase activity. The transcript is spliced from 5 exons.
AAUCAAAAUCCGGAAGUCGGUAUUUUCGGCUUCUCCCUCUCCUCAUACAAUCUGCACGUGUUUAAUAUCAUUUUCAUGGGCUGCAAUUUGGACCCUUCAUCGUUUCCAUAAUAGUCAUUACCUUUCACGGGUUUGAAGCGCCUCCGCAUGCUACCCUGUUUCUCGUUAUCUCGAGCUCUUGAUUUUCCUGGAAUGAGAUGGGUUUUGGGAUGGCCGUUGUGUGGGGUGGUUGUAUAAUGUCCACUUGACCCAGUCGUAAUAUUGCCCAAAGUGUCCGCGAGAGGACAAAGUACUCCGUUGUAUUGCUUUGACCUUUGAUGCUCAGAGCAUCAGGACGAUAUGGCGAUACCUGAGACCGGUUCGAUUACGCCAUUUCGCUAUGGAAGUGUCCUGAAAAGUUGGUGGCAGACCGUCCUGGUUGCGGUGAUUGGAGUUAGUGUCCUAAUCGGCGCCGCAAUCAUCCUCCUCAUCGCGUUGGACAAGUUGCGAAAAUCGUUGCGAAACCGCAAUUCAGCACUAGUGCUGCCUCAAGAAAUCGCUCGUUUUCUCCAAUCGUCUCUUAAAAUAGAACCAAGCCUCCGGGCACAUUCGACGAGACGACUCAAAAAACCUUCGACUUUUGAUGUAUAUUUGGGGCCAAUAUCGAACCCUCCGAGCGAAGAUGAAACACGCGUGCUUUCGCAAUCCGAUCUCAUCAUCCUGGAACCAUACGAGAAGGGCGUUCUAGAUACGCUCAGCACAUCUAGAAUUCCACGAGCUGCUCGCGUUGUCGCUAGAUACGAUUUUCGAAAGCAUAUGACCACCGAGCCAGAUAAGGAAGGGGGUUUCAAAGUCGGCAACCGAGUUUCCGUGGAAUUUGUGAAGUCCUUCCUCCAAGCUGUCGGCUUUUCUAUCAAGAAACCUGGCGAGGAAUCGCCUUUCAGCGGCAUCUUAUUGGCAGGAUGGGAAGAUACCGUGCUAUUCCCGUUGCUUAUGGGCCUAGCACAGUUCUUCGGCGACCUGGGUCUGGAGGUGUACCUCGAGGUAGCUCCACCACAGUUCCUAGAUGAUGUGCAGCAAUUGGAUCUCAGUCCCUUCGAUGGCGUCGUAGUGCGCAAUGCGACCGUUCUUGCGGACGGAGAGUCCAGAGACUAUUUUGCCAUGGGCAAGAUGGCAUCCACGGUAAAGGCAUUCGUCUCGCAGUCCUGUCUUAGGGACUUCACGGUCAUGAUGUGGGAGACAGUGGACGACCAGGCUGAGAUGUCCUUAGCCGUAUUGCGCCGAAGUUUCGGUUGGUGCAGUUAUCAUGACGCCGUGGUCUGGACCAAUCCUGCCAUGGCGCUGGUUGAUGCGUCUCAAAACGUGCGCGUUGAUGAACCCCUAGGCGCGUUCAGAUGGCUCAAGGAGCAAAAGGUCAUGGAGUAUCAUGAGACGUAUAGGAAUACCCGCCUGUUAUCUUCAAGAGCCGUUUCUCACGCUGCCGAUUAUCGAGAGAUGUUAGAACUGGUACCAUCUUUGCAGAGCAUCGUCUCGGCUCUGAGAUCAGGAAGUCAAUCCGAUGCCAUGUCAACUAUCACAACAAUCACACUCCAAAGUCAGAACGAAGAGCCAGAGAUCGAUUGGCGCGGAAUAGUCUCUGACGAGACGGAGCGAACGGCCCUGCUCGACCAACAGAAAGCGUUGGAAUGGGUUGCUCGAAUGGAACAAAGCCCGAUCAACGCAUUGUCUGUUUCUCAUCUCGGAGCCGACUUCACAUCAUUCGGAUGCUUCCCGCUUGGGAUCGACGUGACAAAAGAAGAUUUCAAAAAGAUUGUGAAAUCCCAAACGCGUCUUCAGCGAUUGGAGUUGUUGGAUCGCGUCGGUGCUGAUGAUGUUGUCAGCCUUGGCGAACGCCUCAAUGCUUUCUUAGCAUCAGAACCUUCUUCAAAGCUCUCGCCAUCGGUUCGACGUUUCAUCCGCGACUUAUCCGAUGGCUUAAGCAAGGCGUCAGAUUCCGAUCCUACAGGCGACCCGGUGCAGAUAUUCCGCGGUUUGAAUUCCGGAUUUCAAGUUGGUGCCGACACAGAGGCCCAAUUCUGGGCGGUGUAUGAGGACGAUCGAAGGAGCGGAGGUCUCGUUAUCUACGUAUCCAACAAUGCUCCGGAUCUACUGUCGACCGUGGUACAUACGUACCUGAGUAGUAAGAAUGUCCUUCGGUAUAACUGCUUCCUCACCGAAGCCUCCUUGCACGAGUAUGUGGCGCCAUCCAGCCGAGAACCACUCCCUCCCCGACUCCUACAGGACCUUCGUAUCCUCACUCCCGCAGAUAUCCUGCUAUUCCUACAGCACUUGAAGUUUUCAUACUCUAACCUCGACUGCCAUUUACUAUCUGCCAUUUACCGAACUUGCGAGGAGAUCUUGCUGGACAUUCCAUCUUACAAGCAACUGAAAGAGCUGGGAAACGUGGACUAUCUCAAAGGUACCAUCCAGGUUCCUGCCUUGGUUUCUGCUAGGGUUUCUUGGUACAAACAACAUGGCUGCGUGCAUUUGGAUCUACCGACAUGCAUCCAAAUUUUCGAAGAAGUUGACGUUGCCUUCCAAUUUGCGCUGAAACACCGCCGCUAUGAUUGCCUGAACAUCUUCACAAAUACGCUAUCAAGUCUCCUCGGUCCCACCAAAGGUCAAGAGCUGGGAAGCAUUGAUUGCUAUGCGGAUAUAGUAGCAUUUUCGAUCUUCUGCGUGGCUCGGAAAUUCGCCUUCGAUGAAGUUUUCAUUGAAGUGUCCGAUCGCAAUCCGCUCUUCAACGAGUUCUCGGACCAAAGUGCUGCUUUUGCCGAGCUGUUUGCCCUUGGCUCACGAUGCGACGCCUAUUUCGAUAUCACACCGAAUGAGAUGGGCAAGCUCUUAUCAGAGAAGCAUCGAGCACACUAUAUGCUUCCUGAAAACCAGCCGCCUGUUCAAGUCGACAAUGCCCCGAGUUUUGCAACAGUCUAUGCUGCGGCUGAGUCGGAUAUCGACAAGGACCAGGUGCAUGAGACACUUCCGGGAUAUCAACGAUUCACUUUCCUUAGCGUAUUUGCUAUCCCCGCUCUUGUUGAUAUCAUCCUCCUUACAACCACCGGACGCGGUCUGUACCUGAGCAAGUAUAUGCAGCAAGACGAGAAGGAGAACGCGACACUCGCUCUCUUGGUAUCUCUCCUCCUCUCUGGUGCAAUCGGAACAUGGAUUGCUAUGGGAGGGACAUACUACCUCAUCUCCAUGGCUUUCUCGGCAGCCAAUAUGUUUGUUCUAACAAGACUUGUUGGAGGGCUGUCGAUCACCAUCCUGGGUGGUGUGAUUGGACUGAUCAUCAUCGGUAUCCUUGAGAACUUUAAGGCAGGAGUCAUUUUCUUCUGCUACCUCCUCAUCCUAACAGCUUAUCUCACCGUCCUUGCUGCUCUUUCGAUCUAUCAGUUUCCAGGAUCAUCCUUCUUGAAUGGUCGCAUUGUUAUCAUCACCAUCCUUCCGACUCUGAUGAUUGCACCGAUCGUUACAAGUUUUGUCUCGCAGUACAACACCCUGAUCUACAUACUCCUUCUCUUCUUUUUCAUCUCUCUACUAUUCAUUGGGCUUCGCAGAGUAGUCGCUCAGUGGGUCACUUGGUGCUCAAAGGUCAAGACCGUCGAUGACGCAACCGUGAAGAAGUGGUAUAUCGAUAACCGAGCAAAUGGGAACGACAAGGUUUUCCAUGGACUCACUGCUCCCGCUGCGAUGAACCUGUCCCGCCAGAAUCUCAACGACGCAGUCGAGAGGGAGCGACGUAGAGGAUUCUGGCGGAAAUCAAGUGCUGAUAACCUGGUCCGAGAAUUAGCGCAAUCUUGGGAAGCGACCGUGUUUUUACUGAACUGGUACUGCCGCUUAACAAGUGUCAAGAGACCGCGACCUUAUAGCUCCACUUGGAAUAUCGAAGUGCGGGUCGCCUUUGACAGUCUCCAACAGAACCAGAAAGCAAUCCGCUUGCACAACUCCUUCCUCCACUGGCGAAACUCGGGGGACGAGAUCGGUUGCGGCGUUUUAUACUUCAUAGUUGCCCUACUCGAUCGGUGGAUCGAACUGUUCUUCGGCGGACCGGUUGUUGGUCUUGGAUUAAUUGGCUCGAAUGAUGCCUUCAGUGUUGCAACUGGUUUCGGUCUGGCCUAUUAUCUAAUUGGUGCCGUCUUAUUAGACUACAAGGCACAGCACCUUCAUCAGCAGUCCCAAGAAACAAUUCCCCUGUCUAUCAGUUCUCCAGAGAUGAUCCACGACGCGAAAACCCGAGAUGCUAGAGUCAAGCGAAAGCUGUAUUGGAGCACCCUGGGCAAGUUCCUCGGAGUCCACGUAUGGACACUUGCACUAUGCUCGGCACUUGUAUGGAUUUUUGCGAGUGAAAAUGGUUACGAGGCCGUCGUCAUGUUCCUCGCUUAUACCGGUGCAUACAGCGGCCUGCUAUGGUAUCAGUACAACAAAAUCUUUUCCGGCCCACAUGCAGUCAUGCCCUUAUUCACAGCGACUCUCCUUGGUCUCCCGGCUGGCUGCCUGCUGCGACAUUUCAAAAGCAGUUUUGUGUAUACCCCGGUUAUCUCCUUGGCUUUUGCAACAUGGGUUGCUGCUAUUACAUCCAUAUAUACGGCAAAGAUCGGCCUCCCAAAGAGACGAAGUUCAUCAAAGAGAAGGAGAGAUUUUGUGUUCCAUGCAUAUCGAGAUCCUGGCGUCGACCAGCAAUGGAGUCAAACGGAGCUAGAGGCAUUCUACGAGAUGGUCAUGGACUCACCGUCGAAAUCCCGAUUCAAGAUCAAAGCGGACGGGCACCCGGGCGUCGAGAUUCAAACUCUACUCCUAUCUUGCAACCAAGAAUCUCUUUCGAGUACUUGUCUUGAAGCAUUCCCCACUGGACCUGAAAUCGUCGAGAUCAUUGUCAAGAAGUGGAGAGAUGGAGAUAUUGUCAUCGAGCUUGCCCAGAUGAAGUCAGUCCUGCCUCAGGGAUGCGAGAUCAGUGCAAUUAGCGCAUUCCAUGAGGGACGCCUCCAUCUUAUCGUAUCAUCAGAUGGGGGCCCAACUUCAGGGCGGCAGCCGAAUAUCACUAGCAAUUGUCGAGCUAUCGUCGAAAUGCUCCUGCAUGUCGGUGGCGUGUCAUAUUUUGGUCUUCGUCACGAGUAUGCGACCAUUCUGGAGUCACUUCUGGUAUGCAAACUCAAUAGUGAAAGCCAUAUCACGGAGAGCUUGAAGAGGUCUCUUUCAACAGACACCUCUACUGGAGAGGUUGCGGCUCUUGCGAACGUGUCAAGAAAAACCUUGCUCCGUAACCUUUGCUUGGGGUUGCAAAUCGAGACUGCUUGGGACCUCCUUCCGCUCGACAUCCGUCGCGCGCUGUUAAACCGAUGCAUGGGUGACUUUGGCUCAUUUUCUGCCGCAGAGAUCCUUUGGUUACAAUCGAAUACGGAUGCCGAAGAAAGCUGCCUGCUCAACACUCGGUUGGCCCGAUAUGACCUAGGCGCCAUUCUCGCUGUGAGCAACUACAACUACUUCAAGCGGGCGGGUCCCAUUCAUAAUGGGAAGAAAGUCUAUCAACAAGCACCGGACAUUCAAUUCAUCGGACCUACCGGCGAUCUGGAGAAGCCAUUCCUCUCACGGGCCCUCUCAAAUCUACGCAAGCCGAUUGCCUUCAUUUUCCGUGUGCUGGGAACCUGCAUCAAAUUCUUCGUCAUUGCACCAAUGGCCGACUUGGAAUAUCAGCGAGAGCUGGAUUGUACCCUUCAGGGUGUAUUUCCAGUAUUCUCCAAACCAGCUGUCUGGUUUCUGACAAGUUUCUGGCAAUAUUCUAGGGCUAUCCAAAGAUUCGUUCUUCCAUUCUACCUGCUCCAUGACCGCGAGGACCUCGUGGUUCUUUGGCACGACAUCAAGGGCACCAUGCUGACGCUGAAGAGCAAGCGGCUCACUGUGAGGAGUAACAACAAAACCUUCACCGGCUUUAUCCACAAAGAUAGCAAGGGUGGUUUCGAGCUGUAUCAGUACGACGGAUCUCACACAUCUGAACCCGGGAAGUCCAAGGUCGUUAGCAUUGGAAAGUAUGCAAAGGACACCAAACUGCUCUCCCGGCAGGAGUUCGAAAAUGGCGAAUGCGUCAACGAGUUCGUGUACGAGUAUGCCACCAAGUCGCACGCGAAUCCUGGCAAACUCACCAAGCAGGGGCACUCUAAAAUACCCCUUUGCCGCAUCUGUGUUCGCGGCAGCGACGAAUCUUCGGUCGUUCAAUAUAACAACAAGGGAUUCCUCACAUCUGGUAGCUACAUGCUGUCCAGCAAUAACUUGGUCCGUUUCAAGUACCACUACCGGAAGAAUGCCAAGUUCACCGACAAACUCCUUCGCGCAGAGUUUAUCCUUCCACAUCUCUCCGUCAACGUCAGUUGGGCGGCACCCCCGAUCCGACAUCCCCAUAAGACGGAUCGGUGGAUUCCUCAUUCCCGGGUCCGUGAAGCAACAUUUGUGCAAGGUUCAGACGUAUAUGAGUGCAUCUGGAUAUACAAUCAUCAGUACCAUCCCACAAUCAUGACCAAACUCAAUGGUCAGCAGGUCGAUACGCCUGACAUGAUUCGCUUCGACUGGCUCCGGUUGCUGAAGAAGCCAACCAGGUGCACCUUCAUCUCGGACAACCCGCUUGGACAGUUCACAUCCCUCCAUUACGGUUUCUUCCACAGACUAUUCCGUAUGAAUGUCCAACGGCAUCCCGUCUCAACCUCGGCAAUGCGCUCCCAGCUUUGGAAGUCUUGGAAAGCAAGUGUAGAAAUAGAUGGCGUGGUUGUUCGCUGGCUUGACGAACAGCUUCUUCGCGAUGACCCCAUUCUGCGGCCGUAUUGGAGAAAGCGUGAUCGGGGAGCUCUAGUCAAAGCUGAAGACUAUUUAGCGCUCAAUGCGGACACAGUCACUGCCAGCGCCGAGCUGACCAACGAUAUCAGUGCCUGGACUCCGCUUGCUAUCCGAAUGGGAGACCUAUUUAGUUUCGGCCAGGGGGGCGAUGCUGUCGUGUAUACCCGCACAAAGGCACUACAGCCUGAUACCGAAGAUACUCUUCAUGUUGUGGCAUCAGACACGGGAACCUGGCCUAACGAAGGUGGAGGUGUCAGUGCCUGCCGAAGAGACCUCAUCAACAACCUUAAAUCCAUUCGAUGGCAUAUGGUUGUGGAAUCCGCCAACGAUUUCGGUCUCCCGAAGCACCAGACUGAAGAAAACGUGGAGUCUUUGAAGGUCAUUCCCUUGUGGGGUCUCGAUUUUAUGGCUCCUAUUCACGGAAUGUUCUUCAACAAGUUGGACAGCGAAGUUGACCAGCUUACAAUUGAGUCCACCAGAGAUGAUAUCAAGCGCAAUUUCGUUCCAACAUUGACGGCUCUUGUGAGAGGUGCCAGAGCCGUCCGGAUCACCCCAGCGCAUGUCAAACAAGCGACUCGGGCUUUGGUAAACCUCAAUACCUACUUCCAGGACUCCAGGCACUGGAAGGAAGUGUGGACAAGCGAUAUUGUGAAAGACGCCUGGCGCAACCUCUGGCUCGAGAGCAUCCCGAACGCGAAACCGCCAUCAGAGUGGUUUGACACCGAAUACCCCACGAUCGGUCAUUUUGAUUCGGCUUUGGAUUUAUGGUUCCGUUAUCUUUUCAUUUUCUCGAUACCUAUCCCGGAGCGGAUACCGGCCAUUUUCCAAGCAUCGCAUCAUAGUGUUUCGGCGUCUUACGGGAUUGUUUGUAAAAUUAAGCGUAACUGUACUCUCCAAAUUUGGGACCAUGCUAUUAGCUGGCGGGAGACAAACCUCUACUUGUCUUCCGCUCUUUGCACUCUACCACCAUUCAUUCGCAAUUCUCUCCUUGGUCUCAUGCGUCUUACGUCCAUGCUCAUCCUUCAUCACGCGGAUGUUAUCUUACCUUGCACGGACACUUUCAAUCCUGGCUGGGAAAUUGAAAUUGGAACAUCUCAAGGUGGAAUCGAACAUCGGAACAAGUUCCGUCGCAAGAUCGACCCAGUCGUCAAUGGGAUCACAGACAUGCACAAGUUUGCUCCGGUCACCGAGAUCACGACCAAGAAACCGACGGUAACCAUGCUAAGCCAUCUUUGGCUUGCGAAAGAUAUCAAGACCGCGCUUCUGGCCGCCGACAUCAUCAUCAACAAGUGGGGUUUCGAUGACUAUGUUCUUGACAUAUACGGCGCUUUGAACAAAGCCCCCAUCUAUUCAUCCGAAUGCCAGGAGUUGAUCGCGACCAAGGGACUUGCACCUCAAGUCACUCUGCGGGGAACAGCGGACCCCACAAAGGUGCUGGCAACCACGUGGCUAUUCCUCAACUCUUCAGUGUCUGAAGGUCUUCCCUUGGCACUCGGAGAAGCGGCUUUAACCGGUGCACCUGUUGUCGCAACAGAUGUCGGUGCAUCGUUGCGAGUCUUGACGGACCCAGACACAGGCGAGCGAUAUAGCGAGGUUGUCGCCCCCAACGACCCCUACUCACUUGCUCGGGCACAAGUCAACAUCCUCGCCAUGCUUGGAGAGUGGUCCAAGUUCGCCGAUGACAACCCGAAUGAACCUGCCCCCGCCCUACCCUUUGAACCAACCCCUGAGGACGUUAAGCGAAUCACUCAGCGCAUGUAUGACAAGAGCGACCACCGUCGUGCCCUCGGCAUGAAAGCACGCACCAUCGUCCAGAAAUCCUUCAGUGGGGCGCGCUAUCUCCGCGAACACGAGCAGAUGCUCUGGAUUGGCAAAGCCCGCUGGGAAGCCUUGGACCUUGAGAUCCUACCUGCAGUGUCCGCCACAAUGGAGCAGAAGAGCGAUAAGCAGCUAGAAAAAAUGGCUCAUCCGAAGACACCAUGGCUUCGCGGCCGCGACCGUGCAUCCGGCGCCACCUCCUUCACCAGCAUCUACAGCGAACUGAACGUCCAGAGCAGUCGCCAGAGC